This is a messenger RNA of Trichechus manatus latirostris (Florida manatee), 2262 nucleotides long. It is a transcript of the gene SLC6A5, whose product is annotated as solute carrier family 6 member 5. The transcript has 15 exons. Gene Ontology annotation, molecular function: glycine:sodium symporter activity. Gene Ontology annotation, biological process: glycine import across plasma membrane; synaptic transmission, glycinergic; sodium ion transmembrane transport. Lineage: Eukaryota; Metazoa; Chordata; Mammalia; Sirenia; Trichechidae. The record is from RefSeq and is a predicted model, not a curated record. Gene Ontology annotation, cellular component: plasma membrane. The coding region runs from base 1 to 2262 and encodes 753 amino acids.
AUGGUGAUGGGGACGCAGGCAUCCUACAGCCGUGAUGUGAAAUCCAAACAGGGCCGGGAACGCAUGGCUGAUUGCGGUGCUCCCAAGGAAAUGAGUAAACAACCAACCAACAGCUUGGAAGCGGCGGCGGCGGCACCGGGUCACCCGCAGGGCCUGUGCGCACCCAGGACGAGCCCGGAGCAGGAGCUACCCGCGGCUGCCGCGCCACCGCCCCGUGUGCCCAGGUCCGCUUCCACUGGCGCCCAAACUUUCCAGUCUCCAGACGCACGAGCCUGCGAGGCAGAGCGGCUGGGAAUGGGCGCUUGCAAACUUAGCCCACGGGCGCCGGCGGCCUCUGCGGCUCUGCCAGACUUGAGCGAGGCGCACGGCGCGCAGGCCGCCCCGCCGACUGGGGGCGCCGGGCCCGGCAACGCGCUGCACUGUAAGAUCACCGCCCUUCGCGGCCCGGAGAGGGAUGUGAACGUGAGUGUUGGCAAGGGUACCCUGGAGCGGAACAAUACCCCGGCCGUGGGCUGGGUGAACAUGAGCCGGAGUACCGUGGUGCUGGGCACGGAUGGAAUCACGUCCGUGCUCCCAGGCAGCGUGGCCAGCACUGCCGCCCAGGAGGACGAGCAAGGGGAUGAGAAUAAGGCCCGAGGGAACUGGUCCAGCAAGCUGGACUUCAUCCUGUCCAUGGUGGGGUACGCAGUGGGGCUGGGCAAUGUCUGGAGGUUUCCCUACCUGGCCUUCCAGAACGGGGGAGGUGCUUUCCUCAUCCCCUACCUGAUGAUGCUGGCUCUGGCUGGGCUGCCCAUCUUCUUCCUAGAGGUGUCACUGGGCCAAUUUGCCAGCCAGGGACCAGUGUCUGUGUGGAAGGCCAUCCCAGCACUACAAGGCUGUGGCAUCGCGAUGCUGAUCAUCUCUGUCCUAAUAGCCAUAUACUACAAUGUGAUUAUUUGCUACACACUUUUCUACCUGUUUGCCUCCUUUGUGUCUGUGCUGCCCUGGGGCUCCUGUAACAACCCUUGGAACACACCAGAAUGCAAAGAUAAAACCAAACUUUUAUUAGCAGGUCAGAGGUUUGUGGGCCGUCCUUUCACCAUCAUGCAAAGUCUGGAUUCUGGCUGCCCCUUUGUUCAGGUUCACAAGGUGGUGUACUUCACGGCCACGUUCCCCUAUGUCGUGCUGGUGAUCCUCCUCAUCCGAGGAGUCACGCUGCCUGGAGCUGGAGCUGGGAUCUGGUACUUCAUCACGCCCAAGUGGGAGAAGCUUACGGAUGCCACGGUGUGGAAAGAUGCUGCCACUCAGAUUUUCUUCUCUUUAUCUGCUGCAUGGGGAGGCCUGAUCACUCUCUCUUCUUAUAACAAAUUCCAUAACAACUGCUACAGGGACACCCUAAUUGUAACCUGCACCAACAGUGCCACAAGCAUCUUUGCUGGCUUCGUCAUCUUCUCCGUUAUUGGCUUCAUGGCCAAUGAACGCAAAGUUAACAUUGAAAAUGUGGCGGACCAAGGCCCAGGCAUUGCAUUUGUGGUUUACCCGGAAGCCUUAACCAGGCUGCCCCUCUCUCCAUUCUGGGCCAUCAUCUUCUUCCUGAUGCUCCUCACUCUCGGACUUGACACUAUGUUUGCCACCAUCGAGACCAUCGUGACCUCCAUCUCGGACGAGUUCCCCAAGUACCUGCGCACGCACAAGCCGGUCUUUACUCUGGGCUGCUGCAUUUGUUUCUUCAUCUUCGGCUUUCCGAUGAUCACUCAGGGUGGAAUUUACAUGUUUCAGCUUGUGGACACCUAUGCUGCCUCCUAUGCCCUUGUCAUCAUUGCAAUUUUUGAGCUCGUGGGGAUCUCCUACGUGUACGGCUUGCAAAGAUUCUGUGAAGAUAUAGAGAUGAUGAUUGGAUUCCAGCCAAACAUUUUCUGGAAAGUCUGCUGGGCAUUUGUUACUCCAACAAUUUUAACCUUCAUCCUCUGCUUCAGCUUUUACCAGUGGGAGCCAAUGACCUAUGGCUCUUACCGCUACCCAAAUUGGUCCAUGGUGCUUGGAUGGCUGAUGCUCGCCUGUUCUGUUAUCUGGAUCCCAGUUAUGUUUGUGAUAAAAAUGUAUCUGGCCCCUGGCAGAUUUAUUGAGAGGCUGAAGUUGGUGUGCUCGCCGCAGCCUGAUUGGGGCCCAUUCUUAGCUCAACACCGUGGGGAGCGUUACAAGAACAUGAUCGACCCCUUGGGGACCUCUUCCCUGGGACUCAAACUGCCAGUGAAGGAUUUGGAACUGGGCACCCAAUGCUAG